Molecule: messenger RNA, 1248 nt
Organism: Coccidioides immitis RS
Lineage: Eukaryota; Fungi; Ascomycota; Eurotiomycetes; Onygenales; Onygenaceae
Exons: 2
Coding region: 1-1248 (415 amino acids)
Source: RefSeq, a predicted model, not a curated record
AUGGCAUAUUCUACCACCGAUCGAAGGCGCGUCUACCUAGCCUGCAGAGCCAUAUUUUCGGGACAGAAUGCUCAAGUUCGUAAAGCCAGGAAGGUCCGAGAGAUCGUGGAGAAGCGGCAAGCCACCAUUCCCCUUGUUAAAGACUUCGGGAUUGCAAAAGUCGUUGAGAUUUUACGUCUCUUGCUCGAAAACGGGGUCUUUCAGUCGGACCUGAAGGCCAAGGUGGAAUUUCCAGAGCUUUUUCAUUCCUUCCCAGACCGCGAUGCGCAGCGUACGGUGACAGAAAAGUGUGCGGCACAGUCGGUGGCAGAGGCUCUCGACGAAAUCAUGUCUAUGGGCGGGCCUGCGGACAAACAGGAUAAUGCUGGUGAUAUCGAGGACAGGGAAUUGAUUCCGCCUGCCGUUAAGCCAUUGCCUGCCUUCGAAGAAUUGAAACCGGCGGCUGAAGAAGAUUAUCCCCCGUCCCUCUACCCGUCGUAUUUUCCGUACAAAGCCCAACACAACAUUCUCACUAUCGUCCAGAGCACUCUCGAAGAUUGCUGCUUUGAGUUUGCCAAAAGAUGGAUCCCGUCUGUGCUCGACAGCAAGGGGUGGGAUUGCGCAGAGGCCGUUGAGCUCACGAAGUGGACGAGUAUCUUGCAUUCGCACUCGAACAAUCUUUCGCCCAGCGCUCUUCAAAUCACCGGCCCCCCUUUGCGCGAUAUCCUCAGCUCAGCGCAUCGAAUCCGGCACACAGCUGUCCAUCGGCUUCCAACGACGGCGCGAGGAAUUAGCCAACUGGUUGAGACUGCCGUGAACUACACCGAAACCCUACAGGACUCCGUCCGCAGCCUAAAGCUGGAUGAACUCCAUAAUGAGAUCGAUAGCAAGAUCAAAGCCAUGGAAAUGAACAAGAAUGCCCUUGAAGAUACCGUCUGCCAAGAGCUCGACAUCAUCCAUCAGAAACGAGAAGAGCUUGAUAGGAAGGAGGCAUAUCUCAUUGAAAAGAUGAAAAAGGACGACCGUGAGAAUAAGGCUCUGAUAGGCUCGCUGCUGGAAGAUUCAAUCAGGAGAAUUUUCAGUGAAAACGAGCCGCAGGCCACUAUGGAAGAUGACGAGGACAAUGCGGGCUCUAGGUCAAACGAUGAAGCAAACGGUUAUGCAUUCCAAUCUGCUGCCCUCGGUUCAGCCUCCGCCCAAUUGUCCGAAUGCCGCAUGUCCCCAGGGGAAAAUGCUGAUAUGCCAAAUCCAAUUGAAAUUAUUGAAUAA